Mangifera indica (mango) is the source of this 1416-nucleotide messenger RNA. RefSeq names its product polyubiquitin 4. The record is from RefSeq and is a predicted model, not a curated record. Gene Ontology annotation, cellular component: nucleus; cytoplasm. Gene Ontology annotation, biological process: protein ubiquitination; modification-dependent protein catabolic process. Bases 144 to 1292 code for a protein of 382 amino acids. Lineage: Eukaryota; Viridiplantae; Streptophyta; Magnoliopsida; Sapindales; Anacardiaceae. Gene Ontology annotation, molecular function: ubiquitin protein ligase binding; protein tag activity. The transcript has 2 exons.
UUAUCUUCUUCAAUUAUGUGACGAUAUUUCGCCGAUUCUUUCGCCUAUUUCUCCUAUAUAUAUCGCCUCCCUCUCCCCCUUUCUUCAUUCAUUGUUAUUCUCUCUUUGCCGAUCCUCAAAUCCUAGUUCCCAAUUCUUUCACGAUGCAGAUCUUUGUCAAAACUCUCACCGGAAAGACGAUUACUCUCGAGGUGGAGAGCUCCGACACCAUCGACAACGUCAAGGCAAAAAUCCAAGACAAGGAAGGAAUUCCACCGGAUCAGCAGCGUCUGAUCUUCGCCGGCAAGCAGCUUGAGGACGGCCGUACUUUGGCCGACUACAACAUCCAGAAGGAGUCAACUCUCCACCUCGUCCUCCGUCUCCGUGGAGGCAUGCAGAUCUUCGUCAAAACUCUCACCGGAAAGACCAUCACUCUCGAGGUGGAGAGCUCUGACACCAUCGACAACGUGAAGGCUAAGAUCCAAGACAAGGAAGGAAUCCCACCAGAUCAGCAGCGUCUGAUCUUCGCCGGCAAGCAGCUUGAAGAUGGCCGUACUUUGGCCGACUACAACAUCCAGAAGGAGUCAACUCUCCACCUCGUCCUCCGUCUCCGUGGAGGCAUGCAGAUCUUCGUCAAAACUCUCACCGGAAAGACCAUCACUCUGGAGGUGGAGAGCUCCGAUACCAUCGACAACGUCAAGGCUAAAAUCCAAGACAAGGAAGGAAUCCCUCCAGAUCAGCAGCGUCUGAUCUUCGCCGGCAAGCAGCUCGAAGACGGCCGUACUUUGGCCGAUUACAACAUUCAGAAGGAGUCAACUCUCCACCUCGUCCUCCGUCUCCGUGGAGGCAUGCAGAUUUUUGUCAAGACCCUCACCGGAAAGACCAUCACUCUCGAGGUGGAGAGCUCCGACACCAUCGAUAACGUUAAGGCUAAGAUCCAAGACAAAGAAGGGAUCCCACCAGACCAGCAGCGUCUGAUCUUCGCUGGAAAGCAACUUGAAGACGGCCGUACUCUUGCGGAUUACAACAUCCAGAAGGAGUCUACUCUUCACCUGGUUCUCCGUCUGAGGGGAGGCAUGCAGAUAUUUGUGAAGACAUUGACCGGAAAGACGAUUACGUUGGAGGUGGAGAGUUCUGAUACAAUUGAUAAUGUGAAGGCAAAGAUUCAGGACAAGGAGGGGAUUCCACCGGAUCAGCAGAGACUUAUCUUCGCCGGAAAGCAGCUGGAGGAUGGGCGAACUCUGGCUGAUUAUAACAUCCAGAAGGAAUCCACCCUUCACCUUGUGCUGCGUCUGCGUGGUGGUGAUUUCUAAGCAUGUGGUUUCUUUGUGUCCGUCUGUGUUGUUCUGAUUGAGUUGGAAUGGAAGUUUGCAUCCUAAUAUGGCCAUUAGGCCUUGGUAUUAAAUAAUUAUAGCAAUAAAUUUCUCGUAUUUAAUA